CACCGGGCGGAGGCGGGGCCUGCCGCCCGGCGGAGCGGGGCGCGUCCCGGCGGCGGGACCCGUCCGAGCCGAGCCGAGCCGAGCUUAGGCGAGCGGCGCUUAGCCGAGCCGCGCUAAGCGGACCCUCCCGCCGCCCGGCCUGCUGUUGACAAGCGGCGGCGGGAGGCGGCGCGGCGGGUCUCGUCCCCAUGUGGCGGACGCUGGCCCUCGCCUCCGCCUUCUUCCCGGGGCUUUUCGUCCUCUGCAUCCGGUUGCUGCGCUGGGCCGACCCGGGAUGGAGCCUCAAGGAGCGCAUCCUCCUCAGCGGCAGGUUGGUGUCAACGGUCCAAGCCACGAUGGCAACGGUAUCGGGGAUCACAGUUGUCCUUAACUGCAAGGACGUGGUGUACGACAGGCACUGGCUGGCCGUAGAGUACAUCUGGGUCAUCGUUCCCUACAUGACCUACGACAUUUACGUCAUGUACCUCUGCCACUGGCACAAGAGCCGGGACAGGGGAGUCGCGGAGAAGAAGCAUUCGCUGGCCAGCGUGCAGAGCUUCCUCCUGCAGGAGCGGCUGAUGGUGACCCACCACCUCUUCAUCCUCGUCGUGCUCACCCCCGUCGCCCAGCACUUCAGGGGAGAGCUGGGGGACUUCUUUGUGGGCUGCAUCUUCAUAGCAGAGCUGAGCACGCCUUUUGUAUCGCUGGGCAAAAUCCUCAUGCAGCUGAAAAUGCAGGACACGCUCCUGCACAAGGUGAACGGGAUCCUCAUCCUGGUGACCUUCUUCCUCUGCCGUAUUCUCCUCUUCCCCUUCAUGUACGCGGCCUACGCAAGGCAGGUGGGAAUCCCUGUUUACAUGGUGCCUUUCCGCAUCCCCCUGCACUGCAACAUAGCCAACGCCUCCCUCAUCGCCCCCCAGCUCUACUGGUUCAGGCUCAUCUGCCGCAAAGCCGCCCGACUCUACGGCAGCUCACCCGCUGACAAAACCAGCUAACGGCCGGCAGCGGCAGCCCAGCGCGGGGGCUGGAAAAGGGUCAGCCCCCCCCGGCUCUUCCACCUUCAGUGCCAGCGCUUCAGGGACCACCGCGGAAGCAGAGCGGCGGAAGCGGCGAUACCACCGGGCUGCUUUAGCUGGAAGCAGCCUCACCGCCUCCACCGCCGUGUCAGGCAGCACCAGCCUGGGCUAGGAAGGCUUUCUUCCCACGCCGUUCCAGUGCCUUGUGUCCUCCCACCCGUGGGAGCCAGGGCAGGAGCCAGCGAGGAGGACGUCUGCCCAUAAGCAUGACAUUCCUUCUAGGAUUCAACACCGCAGCACCGAACUAACAGUCACACGAGAGGAGUUUGUUAGAGCCUGCCCUGCGUCUUUCGGAGCUGACACCAGCACAAAGCUUAGCGAGGCACGACGGAGCUUGCAGCCCAGAGGCGGCAGCGGAGGUGAUGCUGGAGCGUGCCCAGCCCCACGCAGUGGCAGUGGGGACUGGGGGAGCUGCGUGCCAGACCUGCCGCAGCCCCAGCUCACUCCUCCAGCUCUGAUUUACAGCCUCCAGCUGAGAGCAGAGCCAGGUCCCGGGGCUGCAGCAUGGUUCUGCACAGCCUGUCCCUGACCUUUUCCGACUUCGCCUCUACACUACAGCCGCGUUCAGACUCUCACCUCCCUCUGCUGCUGGGCUCAAACUCAUCUAAGACUCCGCUUAACCCAAAGGUGCUUUUCACUACAGCUCUCUGGCGGCUGUGGCUGGCAGUGCCAGGGGAGGGUGGCUCCAGUGUCCCCAGCAGGCUGGAGGGGAGGGACGCUCACGCCAGGGUAGAGGAACAGUUU
Messenger RNA from Phalacrocorax carbo (great cormorant), 1799 nucleotides. The record is from RefSeq and is a predicted model, not a curated record. NCBI's taxonomy places the organism in Eukaryota, Metazoa, Chordata, Aves, Suliformes, Phalacrocoracidae.